Alosa sapidissima (American shad) is the source of this 3639-nucleotide messenger RNA. It is a transcript of the gene map7d3, whose product is annotated as MAP7 domain containing 3. Bases 25 to 2745 code for a protein of 906 amino acids. Gene Ontology annotation, cellular component: microtubule cytoskeleton. The record is from RefSeq and is a predicted model, not a curated record. Lineage: Eukaryota; Metazoa; Chordata; Actinopteri; Clupeiformes; Clupeidae. The transcript is spliced from 21 exons. Gene Ontology annotation, biological process: microtubule cytoskeleton organization.
CCCGUGUAUUAUUGCGCGCCUUGAAUGUGUCAGGGGGAAAGGAGGAAAACUUCUGUAAAAAAAAUGGCGGAGGGUGCAACGUCUCUGAAAGGGAUGCGAGCCCAAAUGGCUGCAGCUGCACAGGCCCAGGCCGAGGAGCGCCGCAGCCUAGCAGGAACCAGCCCCGGGCCUGUCACCACUGCCAACACAGCCGUAUCAGCCAAGAGUCCAGGACCACGACCAGUUCUCGAUGGAGCUGCUUUGAGGAUAGACGAUAAACUCAGAGUGGCGAAAGAACGACGGGAGGAGCAGGAAAAACAACAGGCGGCGCGUGACUCUCAGAUCUUCGAGCGAGAGCGCAAGGCGAAGCUUCAGGUGGAGCGUCAGAUGGAGGAGCGACAGCGCAAGCUGGAGGAGCAGCGACGGAAGGAGGAGCAGAGGAGGGCUGCUGUGGAGGAGAAAAGGAAGCUGAAGCAAGAGGAGGAGAAGGAGCGCUAUGAGGCGGUGAUGCGCCGGACACUGGAGCGCAGCCAGAGGGCAGAGCAGAGGCAGAAGCGCUGGUCCUGGGGCGGACUCUCAGACGCAGACCACAGAACUGGUGAGAGCGACGCAAGUUCCUCUUCUUCCUCGGUAGCCAUAGUAAUCUGCCCCGCCUCGCCAGCCAAGCCUUGCAGGACGCCGCCAGUGGACAAACGAUCCACCUCCACCAUGAACCUCAUGAAACAGCCGGGUGAGGCGGUUCUCAGCAAGCGCCUGUCCUCUUCCUCCGCCACCCUGGUCCGCUCCCCUGACAAAAGUGCUAAGCGGAGGAGUUCAUCUUUGAACCGGUUGCCUAGCAAUCCCCCUCAACCCACUAAAGACGGUCAUAAUAAACAGCCUCAGGUGGAACAGACAGGCCGGACCGCCCAGAGCCGUCGCAGCUCGUCCCUCUCGCGGGCGGCAGCGCGAACCCCGACCCCGACCAGAGCGGAGAAGGCUCCGGCCGCCGAGGAACCAGCCCGCCGUGGUCUGACCAGCCCCGUGGACAGUGCUGUUCUCAGCCGCCUGCUCACCCCCACCCAGGCCUCACUCGCUAGGAGCAAGAGCGCCGCCGCCCUCUCCGCCCAAGGAGCAGACGCCCCAGAGUCUCACAUGCUGUGUCCUCGCUCAGCCUCGGCCACGCCCCCCGCCGGACGCAGCCAGCCGGUCCGCAGCCGCAGCAGCGACCGCCGCAACGGCCUGCCCACCUCCGCCUCGGCCCACGCCGCACUGGACAGUGGUGGCACGCAGAAAGCUGAGAAGCGCUUCUCAUCUCCGGGAGGGACGCGCCCCACCUCUCCCUCCACCCUCACCAGUCGUCACCGCUCCCCAUCCCCUGCACCCCUCAACACCAGCACCAACAAAAGAGCCCCCUCCCCAGUCACAGCCAAGAGUCCACGUAACCGUCCCCCGUCCCCCUCGGGCCUGAAGCAGCGCCCCCCCUCUCCCCAGCCGCAGACCACCUCCAAGCCGCCACCCAUCCAGAGGCCGGCCCUUACCCCCACCGGGCCGCCCACCCUCCGCAAGAGGGACUCCAAGCCAAAGGACAUGUCCCCCAUGCAGCCCCUCAUGCCCGUGGCAUCUCCGGACCCCAGCGCCCAGGCCAGCCCGGCCUCCACCCCCACCCCAGCUCCAGCUCCAGCUCCAGCUCCAGCCCCUGCCCCAGCCCCAGCCCCAGCCCCAGCCCCAGCCUCCAAGGCCAAAGAGGACGCCAGCUCCAAAGCCGCGGCUGGAACCAAUUCUGCCGCCGAGGCCGCCAAGAUCCUGGCCGAGAACCGGCGUCUGGCCCGCGAGCAGAAGGAGCGAGAGGAGCAGCUGCGCGUGCAGAGAGAGGAGGAAGAGAGGUUGAGAAAGGAGGAGGAGAAGCGCUUGGCCGAGGAGGCGCGAGAGAAGCGCCUGGAGGAGGAGAAGAGGCUGGCGGAGGAGAGGAAGAAGCAGGAGGAGGAGGACGCACUGAAGCAGGAGGAGGAGCGGGAGAAGCAGAGGCAGGAGGACGAGCUCAGGCAGGCAGAGCUGCAGAAAGAGCGCGAUGAGGCUGAGGCACGAGCCCUGGAAGAGGCGGAGAAGCUGCGUCUGGAGCGAGAACGCAUCCUCCAGCAGAAUCAACAGGAGCGCAUGGAGAGGAAGAAGAGAAUCGAGGAGAUUAUGAAGAGAACAAGAAAAACGGACCAAAAUGACUUCAAGAGAGAUGAUGAGAAAUGUGUCCAGGAGAUGAAUGGAAAUGGAAAUGAUGACCAAGCAAACUGUGACGCCAACGAGGAAAAUCCUGACCAACCAGAAGACACUGCUAUAGAGUCCAACCAAUCAGAAGCCCAGGAGGAGGAGGCCCUUCCUUUAGCUGAGCUAAUGGCAGUGCGGGAGGAGCCCUUGGGCUGUGUGAAUGGGCAGCCUGGGGUGGACAACAAGGAGAACAGCAACGGGUCCUGCACACAGGAGCCCCCUGCUGACAGCAGUUGUCCUCCGUCCAAAAGCCGGCUGGUGGAGGGCUCCGAGUUUGUGAACGAAGACGCCAAGGUGGGCCUGGCACCAGGGGUCAACGGGAAGUCCGGGCCCUGGAGCUUUGAGGAGCUCAUCGACCUCAACGUCCACAGCAAGGGCCGGCCACUGCUGGAGGCGGAGGCCUGCAACCAGGGCCUGAUGGAGCGCGAGGCGGGGGUUCCCGAGGGCCCGCGUGUGGCCUUCGAGGAGAAGACAUCCGUCAGCUCCCUGCACCCCAGCCAGCCCAUCGAGGCCUUGUCCGAGAUGUGAGGACUGGAGCCUUGUGAUAUACAUACAUAUUUGUUUAUUUUUUUGCACUCUGUGAGUUGUUGUCCAGUUUGAGCUUGAGAGCAGAGAGCUCCCCCCCCCCCCCGACCCAACGCAGAGCUAUGCGACGUGACCUUCAGCUCCUCACCUCAGUGGCAAGACAGAUGACACAACACAACACAACACAACAGAUAAAGAAGAGAAGCGCUUCAGGGAAUACCUACAUAUUCUUCAGUGUGCUCGUCUGCUCCAGCUCUCAGCCUCCUUCCUAUAUAGACAUUUUAGUCCUGUGAGUUUUUGUUGUUUUUUUAUUGUUGUUAUUGAUAUUAUUAAUUAAUUGUUAUUGUGUUGUUGUUAUUUGUGUCAUUUUUGUAAUUUAGGGGGCUGCAGUAAUUUAUUCCUCUUCAUUUUUUAAUUUUAUGACCGCCACUUCAAUGUUUGUUAUUUUUGAGAUUUUUGGUUUUGUUUUAUUUUUUUUCCUCCCAAAAUUCCAUAAGCACACGUUGAUGUUGAUGUGGCUGUGUGUUGGUAUGAGGGUGAUGAGGGUAGACACAGCUGCCAGAUCUCUCGUGACCAAAGAGAAGCAGCCCUUGCUAGUCCAUAAGCGCUCGCUGCUUUGGGUGGGGGGGGCGUGGUGCUCAGAACCGGCCUCUGGGCUUGGAGCUUUACCUUCUCAUGCGCUGCUCCUCCUGUUCACACGCACGCACACACAUGCACACACACCCACACCCACACACACACACGCACACACAUCCACACACGCACACGCACACACACACACACAGACAUUUAGUCUCAAACUCAAGCCUGGAGCUGAAGAAUGCAACCCACAUUGGCACCCCUCCUGGAAUGUAAGCACGCUAGCAGCUGCGAUCACGGCGGGCCUGGGGCUCUUAU